AUGUUUUCUUUAUUUGCUAUCUUUGGAGUUUCCGCAGUAUUUAGAAUGGACGAAAAUAUUUUCGUCAAAAGAGUACUUGAAGGUGAUACAUCUACACCAUGGUUUAUCAUGUUUGGAGGUCAAACAUGUCCUGCUUGUAGAGCGGCGUUACCAGAAUUCGCAAAAGCUGCUGAAGAAGCUUCUGGAUUUGCAAGAUUUGCCUAUGGUGAUACUGCUGGUAUCCCAUCUGCAGUUCAGAAAUUUAAUAUCAAAACAAUUCCACAGUUUAUUAUGUUUUUAGAUGGAGAAUCACAUGUUUUCAAAGGGCAACAUACAUCAAACGCACUUGUCAAAUUUAUUUCCGGAAAAAUCGGAGAAGGAAUCGAAGAAAUAGAUGAUUCAUGGGUAGACAGAAAAGACAAUCUCGUAUUACUAUUCCACAAGAACUUCAAGCCGCCAAUGAUGUUCUCUGGCGCCUAUGGUUCUUUCAAAGGAAAGAAUGUCACGUUUGGAAUUUCUCGUGACCCAGAUACAAUAGAAGCAUUCGGAAAUCCGCCAGUUCCAUCAUAUUGGUUCUAUUCUAACGGUGAAGGAACUCAAUACAAAGGAAAAAAGGACUUUAGCUCCUUUAUUUCAGCAAUUACGGAGCAUUUCGAUGUAGAUGUAUAUGAUGACGAGUUGUGA
Molecule: messenger RNA, 663 nt
Organism: Trichomonas vaginalis G3
Lineage: Eukaryota; Parabasalia; Trichomonadida; Trichomonadidae
Product: disulfide-isomerase A6 family
Exons: 1
Coding region: 1-663 (220 amino acids)
Source: RefSeq, a predicted model, not a curated record